AUUAUCAUCGAUUAAAGUUUCAAAAUAUUUGACCAAAAUCUCUUUCUCAUUAGAAAUAUAAUCUUAUAGAUUAUAUCAUUAUAAUUACAAAUUGAUUUUCUUAAUUUAUAAGUAAAUAUAAAUUGGUACAAUUGGUCACUCCAUUUUCUUGUGUCUUUCUCUUCACACUUCUCCAUUUUAGCUUUCAAUAUUUUUCUCUCCUUUCACUUCCCUUUUGUUCUUCAUCAAAGUGAAUAACAAUGGCUGAAAAAGGAGGAAAAGGGUUUAUUUUGCCGAAAACCGGAAAGUCUGCCCUGAAGUCUCCUGCGUCCAAAGGGAAGGAUGAUAGCUCACUGAAGUCAAAAAGAGGAAGGAAAGUUCAGUUCGAUUCUGAAGGAUCGCUUGAUAUCAAUUCCACAAAAUCGAAUGGAAAAGCUGAUAUACCGUCUUUCAAAGUUGACGCGGGCAAGGCCGGGAAAGCUGGCGCUGGUGGUAAAAGUCAAAAACCAAAAGCACCCGAGCCAUUGGAGCUGAGAGCUGAGCAAGAAAUUUCGGAGGAUACAACAUGCGUGAUGGAUUGUGAAGCUGCUGAAAUUAUGCAAGGAAUCCAAGAGAAAAUGGUGGUUUUGUCUGAAGAUCCCUCUAUAAAACUGCCUGUUUCAUUUGACAGGGGAUUGGCAUAUGCUCAAAGGAACAAGCUUUACGAUAAUUCUCAGGCUGUUAGACAAGCACUUGAGCCUGUAAAACAACAUGGCGUUACUGAUGGGGAGAUCUGCAUGAUUGGCAACUUCCCGAUGGAAUCUGUUGAUGAAGUGUUUGCUCUUGUUCCCUCGCUCAAGAACAAAAAGAACAAGCUGAGAGUUCCCCUGGAGAACGCGUUGGCUGAACUAGCCAAACUUAGAAGGGCGGCGGCAGCAUAAAUUGCUCAAGGCUAGCAUUCUAUGGUGUGUUUGUGGUGUGGGGUGUUUGUCAGGGGUGUUCUGCAUGUGUCACUGAAGGCCAUGCUCAGCAGUUCAGCAGCCAGCAACUGAUGUUGCCUUCAUUCUUCUUAGUUUUGUUUCUGUUUAGUGGUCAUGUUUGCUAGUCUGCCAGAGGCGGAUUUAGGAUUUGAAGAUUUGAAGUUUGUCGGUUCUUAUUACGAUCUCAAAUUUAAUAUAUAUAUAGGCAGUUGAGUUCACAGUCAAA
Messenger RNA from Capsicum annuum, 1164 nucleotides. Its product is annotated as DNA-directed RNA polymerases IV and V subunit 4. Gene Ontology annotation, molecular function: nucleotide binding. Gene Ontology annotation, cellular component: RNA polymerase complex. Bases 240 to 899 code for a protein of 219 amino acids. Gene Ontology annotation, biological process: DNA-templated transcription initiation. The record is from RefSeq and is a predicted model, not a curated record. NCBI's taxonomy places the organism in Eukaryota, Viridiplantae, Streptophyta, Magnoliopsida, Solanales, Solanaceae. The transcript is spliced from 11 exons.